AUGGCCGAGCACCCUUCAUUCACUCUCGCAGGUCUCCUGGCCGCUGGCGGUACAGCUGGCUACAUCCGAACUCGCUCAACUCCUUCUCUCGUCGCUGGUGUCGGUCUUGGUGUCUCAUACGCUUACGCUGGCUAUCUCCUCAAGAACAACAAGGACUACGGAUCUGAGCUUGCUCUCGCCAAUAGUGUCCUCUUGACCGGUUCCGCUGUGCCUAGAAUCAUCAAGACUGGUGGCCGAGCUCCUGUGCCUCUUCUUCUUGGUGCUGUGGGUGGACUCGCGACGUAUUACUACCAGAAGAAGUUCCGGAGCAAGAAAACAUCAGACCUUGAUGCAGGGUGUCAAAAUAAACGUGGCAUUCGCCAAAGACAUGCCAAGGAGAGAAGACUACGAAUGCAGAAACACCAGGAAGACAUGGCUAGAAACGCGGAGAGUACUUCUUUGAACAGGGUUCUUGGGUAUAGCCGUGAUCCAUUUGCCGCUCUUCCGAAACAACUCUUGUCUCAUGAGACCUUCCUUCUCGACCAUUACAUCCGUGUCGUCGUUCCAUAUAACGUCAAGACAUGUCGUCUUUUCAACCAGAUGAACGAUCAUGUAGGGCAUGUAAUGCGUGAUUGGGUCGGGCUCGCCAUUACAGACAGUGAUCUUCUCUGCUCCAUAAUCCUCCUCGGCGCAUGCCGUCACAUUCUCAGCAACAAUCCAAACUCCGGGUUAAUGGAAGCCGCACUACAGUACAAGUACAAUGGCCUCAAAGCACUACGCCAUGCCGUUAGUGGCGCCUCACCGACUCUUGGCGCGGUGACUAUUGCAAAAGCAUGUGCUAUGGCUUUAGAUGAGGUUAGCUUUGGUGAAGCUGUUGUUGCGAGACAGCAUAUUCAGGGUGUGUUUGCCAUGAUAGAAGCUGCGGGGGGUUCGCAGUGCCUUGAUGGGACGGGACUGCUGAAGCGCAUGUAUCUUAGAUUCCUUGAGAUGCGAGAGAGUCCAGGGCUUCGGUUACCAAAGGGUAUUGAUUACUCCAGCCACUGCUGGUGA
Molecule: messenger RNA, 1029 nt
Organism: Fusarium subglutinans
Lineage: Eukaryota; Fungi; Ascomycota; Sordariomycetes; Hypocreales; Nectriaceae
Exons: 7
Coding region: 1-1029 (342 amino acids)
Cellular component (GO): membrane
Source: RefSeq, a predicted model, not a curated record